Molecule: messenger RNA, 717 nt
Organism: Aspergillus uvarum CBS 121591
Lineage: Eukaryota; Fungi; Ascomycota; Eurotiomycetes; Eurotiales; Aspergillaceae
Product: WD40 repeat domain-containing protein
Exons: 2
Coding region: 1-717 (238 amino acids)
Molecular function (GO): protein binding
Source: RefSeq, a predicted model, not a curated record
AUGGGCUCUGUGUACAACUCAGUGAAGAAUCAUGGCAAUAAUUCAGGAUUCCGGGUCUUUAAGCAUGAUUACCGGCAUAAAUCAUCACUCUUGGCCCUCUCACGUGAUGGCAGGAUUUUCGCCUCCAGCUCUUUGGCGUCAAUGAACUUAUGGGAUCUCACCAUCGGCCAGCUACAUCGGUCAUCGGAAGCGAUGAUUAAGGUUACAGAGGAUAUACAACCUGCUCUUGUACCCGUGGAUCGUCUUCUAUUCUCACCUGAUGGCCAAGUGGUUGCAUCGAGCUCAUAUGACGGCACCAUCAACCUGUGGGAUGGAGUCACAGGGAAUCAUAUCCGUUGCCUCCAAUCAGGGACUGAGAGAAUUGUGCCUGGCGACUUUCAGCUUCUAGCAAUGGCCUUCUCACCUGAUGGGCGUCUUCUGAUAGUAGUCGACGGUUUCGGGGACAUUACCAUGUACCAGGCUUUAGCAACUACACGCCCGAGCCAGAAAAUAUGGCGCAUACAGCCUGACCGUCAAGAACGAGGGACAUAUCUCAACUUCUCGCCCAAUGGAGAGCUACUAGUCCUGAAAAUUGUCACCGGACUGCUCAUCUUUUGGAACCUGGACAGUUCCGAGCCACAAUACAUCGAGUAUUAUCGUGACAACUAUGAUGUUGAGGAAUCUGCAUAUUUUGCUUUCUCCCCGGACGGUACGCUGCACUACUUUAACUGUGCUUGA